Molecule: messenger RNA, 2131 nt
Organism: Ctenopharyngodon idella (grass carp)
Lineage: Eukaryota; Metazoa; Chordata; Actinopteri; Cypriniformes; Xenocyprididae
Gene: tmx2b
Product: thioredoxin-related transmembrane protein 2b
Exons: 8
Coding region: 156-1082 (308 amino acids)
Biological process (GO): brain development
Cellular component (GO): membrane-bounded organelle
Molecular function (GO): disulfide oxidoreductase activity
Source: RefSeq, a predicted model, not a curated record
UCCUUCGUCCGCAGUGACCUCUGUCCCUUUAAAUCGUUUAAUUCAUUUGCCGACGAAUAUUGUCUCGCAUUGAUAGCGGUAUUGAUGCGGACCCUGUUGUCUCGGACCUCCGCAGCAAUCGUUUUCUCGGGAAAAAAAAGAAAAGAAAAAGGAAAAUGGCAUUGUUAACACCUCUGUUCGCGUUUCUGUAUCAUUUGCCGCAGGUUUACAAAUGGCUGCUAAAACCAUACUACAUAGCCUCGUUAUUUAUGUCUAGCGCGUUCCUGCUUAUGCGCAAAACGCCUGGGAUCUGUGAACAUCUUUCGACGCAGCGCGAGGAUGGCAAUUCAUGCGAUUUUGAUUGGAGAGAGGUGGAGAUACUGAUGUUCCUGAGUGCUAUAGUCAUGAUGAAAAACAGAAGAGCAAUUACCGUUGAGCAGCAUGUGGGCAACAUCAUACUCUUUUGUAAAGUGGCCAAUGUGAUUCUGUUCUUCAGACUGGACAUACGUUUGGGGCUUCUCUACUUGACCUUGUGUAUUGUUUUCCUGAUGGUCUGCAAACCUCCUCUGUACAUGGGCCCUGAAUACAUCAAGUACUUCAGUGAUAAAACCAUUGACGAGGAGUUGGAGAAGGACCACCGAGUGAUCUGGAUUGUGGAGUUUUUUGCUAACUGGUCACCAGAAUGUCAGUCUUUCGCCUCCGUCUAUGCUGAUCUGUCCUUGAAGUACAACUGUGCUGGGCUGAAAUUUGGCAAAGUGGACAUUGGUCGUUACAGUGAAGUAUCCAAAAAGUACAGGGUCAGCACUUCUCCUCUCUCAAAGCAGCUGCCCUCUCUGGUGCUCUUCCAGGGGGGAAAGGAAGUUAUGAGGCGCCCUCAGGUGGACAAGAAGGGACGCGCAGUAUCUUGGUCCUUCACAGAGGAAAACAUCAUCCGAGAGUUUAACCUCAAUGAGCUGUAUCAGAAGUCGAAGAAGCUCGGCAAGACCAAAGGAGAGAAAUUCGAGAGGCCCAAUGAACCUGUGUUUUCCCCUGUGCCUGAAGAGGAGGAACCUGAAACCGAGACCAUCACUGCGAUGGACACAGAGAGCAAGAAGGACAAAUAGAAAGUGCACGUUGAUGAAGAGCACUGUCAAUCACUAUGGGACUGGACCAGACUGUGCUAAUGUUCAGUAUGCAGAGAGCGAGAGAGAGUUUGUAUGUAGUUAUAAGCAGAAUGAUUGUGUGUUUUUUUUUCUUUUUGUAUAACGUAUUAGUAAAUUGCAAAAUCAGUCGAAUAAUAUAGUAAGUCCUAAUAUUAAUACAUAUUUAAAUUUCAUAAUCAUUGAUAUACUGGACACAGUAUACACAGGCAUCCAAACAAUGUCAUUUGGGACAGUGAUAAUAGUUCUCUGUCAGCUGUGUUAUUUUAAUCAAGUUAGACAUGAUUAAACAUAGGACGUCUACCUCUAAUAUGGUUGAUAAUUGAAGUGAUCAUUAGUAAGGGGUUAUUUUAUGUUGCAUAUGCAUCACUAUUGGGGAACAAACUUUAUAUCAGUUCUUUUUUUUUUACUGUAUUGUUAAUCCUCAUUCUUUUGUCACUCCUUGUAUUCUUAUUUUUUUUACUACUUUUCUGAGAUGUAUGGUACUGACUACUAGACUGAAUACAGUGAUCUAAAGAGGGAGGGUCUUUUAUGCCUACAGUUCAUGUCAUUUUACAAAUUACAAAAACUAAGAGUGAGAUCUUGAGAGAAUUUUCUGCCAAAUUUGGUUACCUUUGUCAUUGAGACCCAGUUACACAUUUAUUUUCAGACUGAAUACUGCUGUUUAAGUUUUAAAUAUGUUAAGUUAAUAUUAUUUUUUGUGUUGAAUGAUUAAAAUUAACAUUUUUUUUAUUACUUUAAACUGACAGGCACCGAAGAAAGCUGCAGGCAGUCCUCAUGUUUUAACCUUUUCCAGUCUGUCACUGUUAAACUAUUAUUUCAAUUUAUGUCGAAUUUUAUCAUCAGUUUCUCCACAAAAAGGAGCAAUAUUGUUUUAGUGCCCUAUUGAAUGAACGAUUCUUGUUUUUCACUAAUCUUUAAUUAAUUAAUUUUUGAAAGAUGACUAAGUGCUUUGAGUGGUAGUGGAUGGAAGUUUUGUCAUUCCAAUAAAACAUUUUGUUCUUUAAAUCCUA